AUGGCCGAUACUGCUCCUCCAGCAAAGUCCCCAGCCGAGAAGAAGGCCGCAAAGACUAAGGUGCCCGCUGCACAUCCCAAGUACAUUGACAUGAUUAGCGCUGCUGUUGCAUCUCUGAAAGAACGUGGUGGCUCAUCUCGACAGGCCAUUCUCAAGUACAUCAUGGCCAACUACAAACAAGCAAAGGGCACAGGCGCUAGUGGCUCCUUCAAACUUGGAGACAAACCCAAGACCGAAAAGAAGCCUAAAGCCAAAAAGGUAGCCAAACCCAAGGCAGCCAAGCCCAAGAAGGCCGCCACCAAGCCCAAGAAGCCUGCGGGAGAGAAGAAGGCCAAGACUCCAAAGAAGAAGGCAGCAGCCAAGAAACCAGCCGGACCCAAGAAAGCCAAGUCCUCCAAGAAAAAGGCACCCCCCAAGUCUCCAAAGAAGACAGCAGCCAAACCCAAGAGGGCCAAGACCCCCAAGAAGGCAGCGGCCAAGAAGACAAAGACUCCCAAGAAAGCGGCCGCCAAGAAAUAA
Molecule: messenger RNA, 519 nt
Organism: Saccostrea echinata
Lineage: Eukaryota; Metazoa; Mollusca; Bivalvia; Ostreida; Ostreidae
Product: histone H1-like
Exons: 2
Coding region: 1-519 (172 amino acids)
Biological process (GO): nucleosome assembly; negative regulation of DNA recombination; chromosome condensation
Cellular component (GO): nucleosome; nucleus
Molecular function (GO): structural constituent of chromatin; nucleosomal DNA binding; double-stranded DNA binding
Source: RefSeq, a predicted model, not a curated record